This is a messenger RNA of Lottia gigantea (owl limpet), 1584 nucleotides long. RefSeq lists its product as hypothetical. The transcript has a single exon. Lineage: Eukaryota; Metazoa; Mollusca; Gastropoda; Lottiidae. Bases 1 to 1584 code for a protein of 527 amino acids. The record is from RefSeq and is a predicted model, not a curated record.
AUGGCGAAUAAGUUUGGAUUAGGUUCUUUACCUUUAGAAACCAAAAAACCUAACACUACAGCGUGGAUAAAUAAAGCGAAACCUUACUUCCUGGAUCAAAUCGGUGACACUCUUCAAGGUGAUUUAGAUAUGAACAAUUUUAGCAUAACUAAUUUAAAGUCUCCGGAAAACGAUAAUGAUGCCAUUCACAAGAAAUAUUUAAUGGAACAAUUAAAUUUAAUUGAAGUAAAUAAAGAACAUUUAAAAGAAAGAAUAAAUGAUGUGAAAAGAUUCUUCAAACGACAAAUAAAUAAUAAAGAUUAUAUUGAUGAUACUAAAUUACAACAAGAAGUAACAAGUUUAAAAAAUUUUAUUCAACAACAAUUAGUCAAUGUAGUAGAUAAAACUAAGUUACAAACUUUAAGUUCAUUAAUAUCUAAUUUAGAUGAUAAGAUUACAAAGCAAAAAAUAGAUCUUAAACAACUAUUAGCCAAUAUUAAUCCAGAUAUAAGUGAAGACAAAUUACAACGGGAAUUAACUAAACUUAACAGUGAAUUACAAAAAGAACUAACAAAUAUUCUACAAAACAUAGAUAUUGUUAUUCAACAACAAAACAUAGAUGAUAGCGAAAUCAAAACCUAUAUUCAUCAACAAAAACAGAACAUUGAUGAUAGUGUUAUUCAACAACAGAUAACCACUAUUAAUAACCUAGUUUUAAAACAGGAUAAAAAUAUACUCGCAUUAGAAAAGCAACUCAACCAAGAAAAUAAAUCAUAUUAUUUCAAUCUUCCAUUUAGAUAUUUGAGAGAUUACGAAGCUUCUAUUACUGAUAAUAGUGAUAAAUCAAAAGACAAUGAAUAUAAAAAAUUUGGAUUUACAGCAAAUAUAAGAGUAUAUAAACAAAGUACUGGUAAUCCCCAUAGAAUGUUUAGCGAUGUUUUUUCUGCUUUAAUUUUCCGAGGAAAACUUAUAAUUAAAAUAACUUUCCCUUUUCAAGUAAAAGUUGAUUCAAUAGUCUUCAGACAAAACUCACGUAUGUCUAAUAAAAAAUUUAACGCUCGUAAAGUUCUUCAGUUUAUCAAUGGUACAGAAAAUGUAGAAACUAAAGAAUUAGAAAUUAACGAUGAAAACAACAAGGUUGAUCACUUAUGUGAAAUUAAAACGAGUGGAAAAUAUAUAGAUAGGUUUAGAAUGUUAAUCAUACCAGAUAAUGAAGAAGAUUUUCUUACUUUGACUCAUUUUGAUAUGUUAUUGGAGACGGAAACUCCACCAUCAAUGAAUAUUAUUAGAAAUCCAGAAACACAAAAAGGAGGAAAUAUGAGUUAUGAGUUUUUACGAACGACAGACUUUGAAUACGUAAAACUAUAUUUUGUUGAUAAUGGUAAAUUUACCUCAAUUGAUAUUCAUAAAAGUCAACAAAAUAAAGAAUUUAUAAUAAGAGAUGAUGUAUUUGUUAAAAUAUUUGUCUCUAUUGAAAAACCAAAAUUUUCAGUUCAUCUGAAUAAAAUUAAUGAUUCGAAAGAACAAAUAUCGUUAGUAACUGUAAAAGUUUUUAUUGAAGAUAGUAAACACAAAGUAUUUUUAUCAGAAGUUCACUUAAUUUAA